GAAUCUUGUUCAGUACAUCUUUUCGACACGAGUAACGAGUGGCGCUCAUUUAUAGUGGUUCUAUCACGUGAUGUAACAUGGCCGUACCCAUAAGCAUCAUGGCCGUCUACCACUAUAUGUACCACUAUGUGUACAUACAUGUAGUGAGUAAGUUAAGGUGACAGUUUUCCUAACCUGUUAUUUUUGGAUUCGCGUAUCAGGCACGUCGCGUCGCGAAAAGCGCAUUAGGUAUACGGUCGUUAGUGCCGGGUGAUGGUACGUCCUCGUGAUCCCUCGACGAGGACAGCAUUGUACUUCAAGGACGCUUUCGAAAACAGCACAAGGUGUCAGUAGUAGAAGUGGUGAUAGUGACGGUCAGCCCUCUGACACCACUCUUGAAAUCCUUUGUUACGCAUGGCUACGUAAGGUCCACUGGCCACUACGCGGCGCUACCUGACAUUCAUGCCUGUUUACGUUUUAUGUUAAAGAGGUUAAUCGGUUUCUGAACUUUCUUGGGUGUUGAAUGUGAAUUGAAGUGCGUAAAAAGUGAAGUAAAUAGUGUGAUUUUCUACAAUGCCACGGUGUAUAGCUCCAGGAUGUACCUCUGGGUACGAUUCUAAUAAAGAAAAGGUGCAUUUCUUCUAUGUUCCGAAAGAUGAAAAUAUGAUAAAACUAUGGCAGUCAGCUUUAAAACGAAAAGACUUUAUUGUAAAAGCUAAACAACCAGUUUGUGAAAAACAUUUUUUACAUACAGACAUAUUAUGGAACCGUACUAUUUGUGAUGAUAAAGGACAUAUUCUCGGUGUGUCUGCACAAUUCAAAGUCCCACGUUUAUGUAAAGGUGCAAUUCCAAGUAUAUUUCCUUGGACAGAAGAAACAGAAAAAAUGCAAAUUAAUAUUCAGAAAGAAAAUGAAUCUAAAAUUAAAGAUGUUUUAAAUACUGAAGUAUCAAAUAUCGAUAAUGGAGAAAACAAAAAUCUAACAUCACUAUCAUUUAAUGAUAUAAUCAAUAUAGUGGAUAAUAAACAUUUACAUAUACCGCCACAAUGGACAUACACGACAUCCACGACAUACAUGAAACACUUUAAUAAGAACAUAAAAUUAUUGAUAUUUUAUUUACCAAUGGUUAGUACAAUCAAGAAUUAUGAAGAUAAAUGCAAUAUCUAUCUGCAAAAAGAAGUUAUACUCAAAGAAAAUAUGCUGUUAGAAAUAAACAUCUUAAAACAGCCUAUUAUUAUAGAUAUUCCAUUUGAUGUACAAAUACAUAACAUUAUUGAAAGUGUGGAACAAUUGAAAGAAACAUUAUUUUCGGUGAACAAUCUUAACGUAUGCUUGGGUGCUGUUAAUGUAACUAAUGAAAUUGAAGAAAUAGGAUAUGAUCUGGCUUACAAAGACAUCUCUGGCACGUGGAGACACAAGAAAUGUACAUUAAUUAUAUCACAUUUAUUAAAGAUAUGUAAGUUUUGUUCUAAUAUAAAAAAUUCGUUAAGACGAAAGCACUAUCGAACAAAAAUCAAGUCACUUAAAAGAAUUAGAUUGUCAGCGACUACUACACAAAAUGAAAAGAAAUUGUUAUUGUUACGGAAGAAAUUUUACAAGGCAGAAAAAACGAAGAAAAGAAACAAAUAUGUAGCAGGCAAGUUGAAAAAAGAGCUUAUGAAUUGUAUGAAAGUUGGAGAAACAUCUGCGAAAACCAUAGAAGAUCAAUUAAAGAAUAAAAAAAUUCCUAACAACCAACUUAUUGUAAUACGUGAAAUAAUACAAGCCACAAAAUAUUCAAAUCCAACAGGUCGCAAAUAUAAUGAGGAGUGGAUUUUAUUAUGCAUGUUAAUGCGUAUGAAGUCACCUACUACAUAUAAUUUUUUGCGAGAUAAUCAAAUAUUACCUCUUCCAUGCGUGAGAACUAUACAAAGGCAAGUAUAAAACACGUUAAAAUAGUGUUUUGUAAUAUAAAAUUUUUAGUCCAUAAGCUAUGCAAUUAUUUUUAA
Messenger RNA from Solenopsis invicta (red fire ant), 1967 nucleotides. RefSeq lists its product as uncharacterized. The transcript has 2 exons. NCBI's taxonomy places the organism in Eukaryota, Metazoa, Arthropoda, Insecta, Hymenoptera, Formicidae. The record is from RefSeq and is a predicted model, not a curated record. Gene Ontology annotation, molecular function: sequence-specific DNA binding. Bases 553 to 1902 code for a protein of 449 amino acids.